This is a messenger RNA of Haliotis rufescens (red abalone), 4342 nucleotides long. Its product is annotated as somatomedin-B and thrombospondin type-1 domain-containing protein-like. The coding region runs from base 274 to 1281 and encodes 335 amino acids. The record is from RefSeq and is a predicted model, not a curated record. NCBI's taxonomy places the organism in Eukaryota, Metazoa, Mollusca, Gastropoda, Lepetellida, Haliotidae. The transcript has 4 exons.
CCUGCGAACGGCGCUUCACCAGAAGCCGUGUGAGUGUGGUUGAGUGAGUCAGAAAACUCGGGUAAUUCUGGAUAAUUGUCUUCAGCUGCGCUCGCAGGCAGCUCGUUGCCUUUAUUCUCGAUCUUCGCACAGAGGAGCCUGGUUCGCAGUCAGCCAACGCGUGCAGUGGGUGACGGUAGUUCGCGAGCUCGCCGCACAACUUUUGGAGUAAAAACUUGGUGGCGCGAGUUGGAAAGUACUUGUCGCGCAAGAAGUAACCGUUCACAGCUCAACAUGGGGAAUAUAAGAAAUCUUUACGUGACACUUCUUGUGCUUGUUGUGUGUGUGUUUUGUUAUGGACAGGAGACUCACCAAAAGUUCAAAGUCAAACUUGCGGCGUUGUCAGCAACGAAGGAACCGAUUCAAGCCACCGAAGAACCACGAUCGGGCCUUCGGUACCACCACAACCCCCGCACGUGCGGAGAAGCCGAUCUAUGUUGUAAUGGACAGAACAAUACAUGUUUUGUGUUCGGUCGCCGUCUUGAUGGCAACAAUAAUGAAUCCAGGUGCUAUUGCGAUUCCAACUGUCUUGUGAUGGCUGACUGCUGCGUCGACUACCACGAACACUGCAAAGCCAUAGACUGCGAGGUCUCGGAUUGGACUGACUGGGGCGAGUGCGAUGAUCCUUGUGGACUUGGCAGUCGCAGGAGAACAAGAAAAGUUAAAAGAUACCCGGAAAAUGGUGGUAAAAAUUGCCCGACAAUGAAACAGCGCCGAGUGUGUGUCGGAGACGGAAAAGCCGAGGAGUGUCUACAACAGAGUGUGGAGCACCAUGCAGAGGAGCUUCAAGAAACUGGCCGUAUUUUGCCUGCUGCUUAUGGAAUAUUCAGAACAAGUUCUAAGUAUGACCCAUGGAAGGGAAUCCUUAAAAAUUUAUAUGGAAGAAACUUCAACGAAAUUCUUACCAGAGCAACCUACUGUGCCCACUUCCUGGUGACAAGCUCACGCGCGGCUUGCAACAGCACUGAGAAGACCCAGAAAUGGGCCAGGUCACUCAACAAGGGAGCCGAGGUUUGCGUGGAGUGUCAACCGACAGCCAUGGACCGAGAACGCGGCACCCGUUGCAUCGGCCACGGAGUGAUGAACAAGCUGACUCGAUGGACCGCCAUCAACGUACCUCACUGCAAGGGAGAAUGGACCAUGACCGUGGAACACAAGCCCUGCACCUGCGACCGUGACGAGGACCCCGAUGAUGACCCCGCAGACAGAGAUGGACCCACAAAAAACUUCAUCUUUAUUUAGACAUCGCGGAAACAAUGUCUUAAAACCAACCACCAUCAUCAGACUAGAUCUGAUCAUCUGCCACCAGAUGGCGUUGUCUUAUCUCAAGGGAGACAAGUCUGCUCGCAUUUCACACCUUCCCAUAAUUCCUGUAUGCAGGAAGUACAGACAGAAUGAAUGCUAUACCACUUGGUGUCUUUGAGCACUGUAGAUUGUUUGUAUAGAACUGUGGACUGUCUAGUGUAGCACGCUCUAGUGAUUCACACACUAUCAUGUAUAAUACAUUAUUUUAAACAGGGACAUACUAUUGUAAUCAUUGUACAGCAUACGUUGUAGCAUCUGUCCUUCAGGGCAAACUUUGAGACCUUGCACCAGCCUCCCUGGAAGAAGCGUGAUGAAGAUCAGUAUCAGUUGUCUCAUGCAAUAACUCCACCUAGACUGGUGCCAUGUUGUCGACCAUUUGGGCCCAUGGACCUAGCUUUUCUUUGAAAUUCAUGCUUUAAUGGAGACAACCAUCUUCUAUCAAGAACACAGAAUUUGCAACCAUGAAGCAGAUUUCCUACAGAACAGGUCCUUUUAGCUACAAUCUAGGAUUAUUGGCCAGUAUUUGACAUAAUGGUACAGUACUUUUUGGUCCCCUGUAAACAUGCUUUUCAAUAGUUUGUCCAUUAUAAUAAGGUGCCAAAGCUGCGAAUUUCAUCCCACAGUAUGGUUGCAUAGUUAAUGUUGCGAAACAUUUCUGUUGCUUCCUUCCUAGCUUCCAUUCAUGCAUAAAUCCAGGUCUCCUUGUUUGCCUCAGGAGUCUUUGUGUUGAACAACAUAAGAUUACAUACUGAACACUUAGUUUCUAGUUUACAGCUAUAUACCUUCAUACUGUAUGGUCCGUAGCAACCUGUUGCACUGUGUGAUUAUUGACACUACUAGCACCUAUUUGUUAAAGUUUGUGAAAUUCAAUUCGACGCUGAUCUUUCCUUUGGAUCUCAAGUCAAAUAGUUCAUUUUAGUCUACUAACAAGUGAAAGUGCACAUCCCCAAAUUGUUCCAUUGGUUCAGUGUGUAAGAUUGCUGGAUUCCUAUUGAUGACGUAUUAGACAAGCCAGGCUCCCAUCGGUCUGUUCACAUAUAUAUGAUAUUCAUAUCUUUACAUUUGGUCCAAAUUGUUUACUGAUACACUAACAGUAUGAAUAUUAGGGAAUGUGGAAUAUGUAAGAACUGUCACAGCCAGCUUGACCUAGGAUUCCAGGAAUCGGUGUGUACCAUCUUGUACCACCCAUUGCACCCAGCUUGUACCACCUGUGUGUGUGAUGUAUUUGGUAAUGAUGUGUUACAAUGUACUCAUUGCAGCUAUUUAUUGUUUAACAUGUUUAACAUAUUAAUCAACCCCGUCAUUCUAGUGCUGUAUGUACAAAAGCCGACUUUCUAAUUUUCUACAGGAAAAUGUGUUGUCAUUGUGUUGUUCUUAGAAUACACGUUGGUGUGCUUACGAUGUCAGGAUAUUUGAAUGCAUUUGGGAAUAUGUGAGCGUAAUGGUCUAGAAAAUGCUGUUAUUGUCACCAAUUAUAUUGUAAUAAGCCCUAUUUUCAAAUAUUUCAAACUUUGUUCUAUGAACACUCUAAUUGUAUUGAAGCCUCAGAAAAGGACUUAAUUGAAAAUAUGAAUGCGGUGAACUGCUUAAUCACGGUAUAGGUCAUUUUGUUAAGCAAUCAUGUCUGUGUAUUGUUAACAUACAUUGUCGUCCACUCUAAGGAGCAUUAUCAUAUAGUAUUAGUCAUCCUGUCAUAUUAGCUCUGUGUGGUAUACGCAAUAUACACGUCAAGCUACAAUCUAUUGUAAAUAUGCACAGCUGCUAAAGGAAUGGUCUCUGAAAUUUAUCUUGCAAGUGCAUAAAUACCUUUGUGAAAGAUACUGGUUAUACUCAGGAAAGAUGGAAGAGAAUACUGUUCCCUUUUGAUUUGUUCACGGCAUCAGGUCCAUCGCUAUGUCCCAGAAAUCCUUCAAAAGCUCCUUUCCAGGCUACUGAUACUCAUCAGCUGAAAGUGUACGUAGGUUUUGAUGUGUGAUUGGUCUUACAUGUGGUGGAACACUUUUAGUUUAUACAUUUUCAGAUAGUGGGAGACGUUGAAAAAGAUGCAUGAAAGCAUGAAAGAGUAUGGCACAGGAGUCAGCCCUGUCUAACACCUAUUAGUUUGUCAGUAUUAGCAUGAUAUUGAGCUUAAUUUUCGGCAUUGUCAGUUAGAUCUGUACAAAUGCUUCAGCAUUGCACGCUAGUGUAUUAUCAGGCAACAUUUUAUUAUUUAUAUCUGUUACAGAAAAUUAUAAUUUUCACCUCAAAGUGAACACUGAUCAAAAUGGUGCUGAAAGGUCAUGGCAACAUUUAAGUUGCUAUGGUGACCAGCCAGUCACAUGAUUGUUUCCAUGGUUGCCAUGGUCAUGUGACUUCCAUGUUUACAUGUCCAGUCUUUGAUGAAGUCAUGUGUCCAGUGGCAGAUUGAGGGGUCAUCAGUCAUGUGAUUGGGUUUUCCAUAUUUGGUAGUCCACAUUCGUAUUGCAGUGGGGCCAAAAUCUUUUAAAUGUGCUUCAAAAAUCUCUGUAAAGUCAUAUUUUCGUAAAGGAAAUGUAGAAAAUGAUUAAGUAUCAUUUGCAUUCUAAGAUUUAAUUAACAUUCAUAAUUAUAGCAGUUAAUUGAGUGCUUUAAACUGAGUAGAAGCCCAUAUUCAAAUGCAUCAAACUAGUUACUGUUGGUCAGAUUAAACCUAUUGACCAUUGUGUAACCAAUGUUCAAGGAAAUCUCCUAGGUUAAUAACAUAAUUAUCCUACAUUAGAUGCCCUUGUAGCCCUUUGUACCUCUUGUAUAUAAUAUUAUCUACGCAUUUCCGUUCAUUACAAUUAUAUGUCAGCAUUCAUAAGUUUUAACUGUACAAAUUAUUUUUAAACAUAGAUCAACAUCAUCAUGUGUUGAUAAGUAAUGAAUUUUUAGACUCUUUUUAUGGCUGUUGCAAAGUUUUGUAUUUCACAGCAUUUUAGGCCAGUGUAUACACAAGGUUUACAUGUGGAGUUUGCCUAAAAUAAACACUUUCUUUGCC